Messenger RNA from Plectropomus leopardus (leopard coralgrouper), 864 nucleotides. It is a transcript of the gene cimip2b, whose product is annotated as ciliary microtubule inner protein 2B. The record is from RefSeq and is a predicted model, not a curated record. Lineage: Eukaryota; Metazoa; Chordata; Actinopteri; Perciformes; Serranidae.
AUGGAGAAAUACGCCCCUAACUUCAGCGAAGUUCUGCUGACACCGGAUCCACAUUAUAUACCGGGGUAUGCAGGAUAUUGUCCACAGCUGAAGUUCAAUGUGGGGAAGUCUUACGGUCAGCUCACAGCCGAGCUGCUGACCAGUCCUGAGGUGAAACACUCCAAUCGUCUGGUCCUCCACACGGGUCACGUCCCCUCCACAGAGUUUGGCGCUGCUCUGACACUGAGAAGUAUCUCUGACAGUAACUUGAAGAAAGUGAUACCAGGAUACACAGGCUUCAUUCCAAAAAGUCAGAACUACUUUUCCUUCAGCUACUCUGAAACGUGUCGCAAAGCGAUGACUGAGUUUUACCAGGACAGGUGUGUGAAGAUCCAGCGGCAAUCAACAGACCUGCCAGCUGUUGUCAAUUACACCAACCAACAGUCUGAAAAACCAAGACCCCCCUUGACAGCAAUCUCCAACAAAGUGUUCUCCUACAGGCCCCUGAAGACCUUCACCCCGGCCGGAAAUCCAUAUUUCAUGGAUGAUAACAACCCAAACAAGUACUUUAUCUCAGGUUUUACAGGGCAUGUGCCAAAAUCUCGCUUCCUAAUUGGCAAAGGUUUCCCCAUCACUACAAACCAGGCACUGAUCCAGUUUGGGAAGCAGCGGCGGACUGACCCCGCGUUUCGAGGGAACCCAGGGAGGAAAGACAGCACAAUUAUUCCCAUGCCCACUAUCUACCCAUCAGACAGGGGUGUGGUGCCGUCAUUCACAGGACACAUCCCAGGAUACCAGUUCAUGUAUGGACAUACCUAUGGUCAACUUUCCAAGAAUGCACUGGAGAAGAGCGGCAUCAAGAGGAUCCUUCAGGCAAAAUCAUAA